GGGAGGUGGGAGGGGGAAGAAAGAGGGGGACCCCGGGCCUGGCAGGGGAGUCGCAGUCCGCAGCGGGGGUAAUAAAACCAGUCCUCAUCCCCCUGGGACAGCAGAAGCUGCGGCCUUUCGGCGGGCGAGACCAUGGCGAGUAAAGAGGAGGGGGAGCUCAAGGUUCCUGAGGAGAUGUUCAAGGAUGUCAAGUUCUACGCGGUGGGGGACAUAGACCCCCAGGUUAUUCAACUUCUGAAAGAUGGCAAGGCAAAGGAGGUUUCCUAUAACGCUCUGGCGUCACAUAUAAUUUCAGAAGAUGGAGACAAUCCAGAGGUUGGGGAGUCACGUGAAGUAUUUGAUCUUCCUGUAGUAAAACCUUCCUGGGUGAUUUUAUCUGUUCGAUGUGGAGCUCUUCUGCCAGUGAAUGGUUUCUCCCCAGAAUCCUGCCAGAUCUUUUUUGGAGUUGUUGCUUGUCCAUCUCAGGUUUCUUCUGAAGAUCGAAGUAUGCUCUGGGCUUUGAUUACUUUUUAUGGUGGGGAAUGCCAGCUGAGCCUCAAUAAAAAAUGCACUCAUUUGAUUGUACCUGAACCAAAAGGGGAAAAAUAUGAAUGUGCCUGUAAAAGGGAGAAUAUUAAAAUCGUGACACCGGACUGGGUUUUAGAUUGUAUCACCGAUAAAACCAAAAAAGACGAAGCACCCUACCAUCCUCGGUUAAUUAUAUAUGAGGAGGAGGAGGAGGAAGAGGAGGAAGAAGAGGAAAAUGAAGAACGGGAUUCUCAAAAUGAAGCUAGUACAGAUGAAAAAUUAUCCAGUCCAGCAUCUUCUCGAGAAGGGUCACCUUUGGGUGAUCCCCCUUUUUCCCCUAAGUCGAUUGAUGGCGACAAAGUGAAAGGAGAACUGAUGUUUGAUGAUUCUUCAGACUCCUCUCCUGAAAAGCAUGAGAGAAAUUUGAACUGGACACCUGCUGAGGUUCCGCAGGUUGCUACUCCAAAGCACAGAUUACCUCCGGGCAAGGAUUCCGGAUUGAUUAACUUGUGUGCCAAUGUUCCACCUGUACCGAGCAAUAUUUUGUCCUCGGAGAUUAGAAGUAACAUCAUAACGUCAGUGCAAAGCCCUCAAAGUUCCGGACGUCCUGAAAAGAUGGCUACAUGGAGUACAGCAGUUCGGACAUUAAGGAAUAUUACUAAUAAUGCUGAUAUUCAGCAAGUUAAUAGGCCAUCAAAUGUAGCACAUAUCUUACAAUCACUUUCAGCACCUACAAAAACUUUAGAGCAGCAGGUAAACCACAACCAGCAGGGACAUUCCAAUGCAGUGUUGCUUAGUCAAGUUAAAAUGACUCCUGAAACGCAUUUGCUGCAGCAGCAUCAGCCACCACAGCAACAGCAGCACCAUCCUCUCUUGCACCUCCAACCCCAGCCAAUCAUGCAGUUGCAGCAGCAGCAGCCUCCGCCACCGCCGCAGCAGCAGCAGCCUCCCGUUGCUCAGCAGCCUUUUCCUCAACAGCCUCAUCAGUUUGCGCAGCAACAGCAGUCGCAAGUUCAUCCGCACCAGUUUUCUCAGCAGCAGCUGCCGUUUCCUCCCACGCAGCUGCACUCCCAACAGCAGAUCCACCGCCCUCAGCAGCAGUUGCAUUUUCAGCAGCCACACUCCUUGCAGCAGCAGUUGCAUCAGCUACAGCAACAACAGCUUCAGCAACAUCAAUUGCAGCUACAGCAGCAGCAGCAAAACCUUCAGCAACAGUUACAGCAUCAGCAACAGCAGCAAAUUCAACAUCAGCAGCAACUACAGCAGCAGCAGCAUUUGCAGCGAAUGCAACAGCAGCAGCAGCAGCAACAACAACAACAACAAAUUCAAAAUCCACCAUCACAGCACUUGACUCAAAGCUCUCAGCCAGUACAGCAUCAGGUUCCAGUUCAGCCACCACAACAUCCCCCGCCACAGCAGCUGCAACAGUAUCAACUGUUUGGGCAUGAUCCUUCUGCAGAAAUUCCAGAAGAAUAUUUCUUAUUGGGUUGCAUUUUCGCAAUUGCUGAUUACCCUGAGCAGAUGUCUGAUAAACAGCUACUGGCAACAUGGAAAAGGAUAAUCCAAACACAUGGUGGAACAGUAGAUCCCACGCUCACAAGCCGAUGUACACAUCUUCUCUGUGAAAGUCAGCUUAGUAACAUGUAUGCUCAGGCUUUGAGAGAGAGAAAGAGAUGUGUUACUGCACAUUGGCUGAACUCUGUGUUAAAGAAAAAGAAAAUGGUACCGCCCCAUCGAGCUCUUCAUUUUCCAGUAGCAUUUCCACCAGGAGGGAAACCAUGUUCUCAGCAUAUAAUCUCAGUGACGGGUUUUGUUGAUAGUGACAGGGAUGAUCUCAAGCUGAUGGCCUACCUAGCAGGAGCAAAAUACACAGGCUAUCUUUGUCGCAGUAACACCGUUCUCAUCUGCAAGGAGCCAACAGGCUUAAAGUAUGAGAAAGCCAAAGAGUGGCGAAUACCAUGUGUGAAUGCACAAUGGCUUUGUGAUAUAUUACUUGGAAAUUUUGAGGCAUUACGACAAAUGCAGCAUAAUCGAUAUACAACGUUCAGCCUUCAAGAACCACUCGCUCCUAAUCAGCACCUUGUUCUAAAUCUUCUUGAUGCUUGGAGAGUGCCAUUGAAGGUAUCAUCAGAAGUUCUCAUGGGUGUGAGGUUACCACUGAAACCAAAGCAGAAUGAAUCAGUAAUUCAGCCUUCAACCAAGCGACCAAGAAUUGAAGACUUGCCAGCACCUACUAAAAAACUGACACCAGAAUUGACACCAGUGGUGCUCUUUACAGGAUUUGAACCUACACAGGUUCAUCAGUACAUCAAGAAACUCUACAUUCUUGGUGGUGAAGUAGCAGAAUCUGCCCAGAAGUGCACACAUUUAAUAGCCAGUAAAGUGACUCGAACUGUGAAAUUUCUAACAGCGAUUUCUGUUGUAAAGCAUAUAGUAACUCCAGAAUGGUUAGAAGAAUGUUUCAAGGGCCAGAAGUUUAUAGAAGAACAAAACUACAUGCUGAGAGAUGCAGAAGCUGAAGUCCUCUUUUGUUUCAGUUUGGAGGAGUCUCUGAAGAGAGCUCAAGUGGCACCUCUCUUUAAGGGAAAGUACUUUUAUAUUACCCCUGGAAUUUGCCCUAGUCUUUCCACCAUGAAAGCAAUCGUGGAAUGUGCAGGGGGAAAGGUAUUGGCCAAGCAGCCUUCUUUCCGGAAACUCAUGGAGCACAAACAGAACAAAAGCUUGUCGGAGAUUAUUCUGAUCUCUUGUGAAAAUGAUCUUCAUUUAUGUCGAGAAUACUUUGCCAGAGGCAUAGAUGUCCACAAUGCAGAGUUUAUUCUGACUGGUGUUCUUACUCAGACGCUGGAUUAUGAAUCAUAUAAGUUCACCUGACUGGAAGUGAAAUGCCUUCUAGCAUCAACCUUCUUGAAGUCAUUGUUCGAGGUUUUCCAGACUGUGGGUCAAUUAAGCAGUUCUUUCUGAAGUUUUGUUUUGUUUUCCGCUUGCGUUGCUGAUGUGUGAUGAGCAGCUCAAGGCAGGAAAGCAAAUGUUAACUGCAUCUGUUUAGGAUGUGCAAUGUUUUAUUAACAAAACAUAAUUAACUAUGUUUUUGUAAUGUAAGGCAAGCUAGAGAGAAAGAGGUUACUUUUUAUAUUGCAAAAUAGUUUUUCUGACUCUGGAGAGAAUUUUUAUUGAGUGGUGGUACAUGGUCAAAAUCAGAGUUGAAACAUACAGAGAAAAGGGCUUGUGGUGUUUUUAAAUUAUGAAAGUAAAUAUUUUGUACUUUAUUUUAUUAUGCUGCAUUUCUUUUAUAUUGAUAUUAUCCCACUUUUUAAUAUGAACUCCUAAUGACUUUCUUUAAAAUUUAGUAGGGUUUUUUUUUAAUACGGUGCAAUUGUGGCACUCUCUGGUAAGGGUAAAUUACUCUGAUCAUUCUUCCAAAUGUUGUAAAAUAUUCUUCUGUUUUCCUGUUUUAAUAUUUUUUAAAAAUUACACAGAAUUUAUUGGUAAUAUUUGUGUGUUUCUACUGAAGUUAGCUUGAAUUCACUACUUCAUUAAGUUUUCUUGUAAUUCCACUGAAAUAAAUAAGCAAAAAGGAAUUCAGAUGUGUUCAUUUCUUUUAAAGUGAAUGUUGUUGUAUAUAAUCUAUUUAAUUGUGACUCAAAUAGAAAUGAUUGUGUAUUCCUACAUGGUAUGGGGUUGGACUUGAUGGCUCUUGAGAUCUCUUCCAACUCUUAUGAUUAAAAACCAAUUCCAAAGUGAACUAUACUGUUUCAACAAGGCUGGGCAUCAUGAAUCCCAAGCAGCUGCUUUGCCAGUGACAAAUUAUGCAUAUUUACCAGGGAGUGAAUCCUAUUGAAGUCCUAUUGUGGGGAUUUUCUUCAGAGCAGACUUGUUUAGGAUUGCUCCCAUAACUAUGUUUUAACUUGGUGUUCAUAUUUGUGCAGCUGGCUUUAGACAAAUUUCAUCAGAUUCACUUCACCGGUUAUUUUUUUAGUCAGAGCACAUCUCACUUUGACAUCUUUGUGCAGAUUUUGAUAAUUUAGUGUUGGCCCUAGCUUGGGAAUCUUGGUGUUUUUUUUAAAAAAAAAUAGGCUAAAGCUCUUCUCAUUUGUCUCUAUCAGCAUGCCAAGGUGUGCGUGCCGGAGUUUUACUUCCUGCAAAUGAAGAGCCAAAUAUGGCCAAUGAUACGUAUGAAGAAGCUUCCGGCGUUGAGCUGUAUGGUGUCAUGUUUAAACCUGACUGGAAUGAUCUAGAAUGCUAUGUACUGAUCGGUUGUGAUGCACUUUUGAAGAUAUUGAACUCCCUGUUGCAGAUGGAGCUGAGUCUUCUGUGUGUUGGAAGACUCGUAUAUUCAGCAUAGCAUAUGUUUUAAAGAAGUACAUUUGCUGCUGAGACAUUAAUCUCUGUAAUUACUGAAGAUGUUUCUGUGUUUGCACUAGAAAAUUGCAUAACUGUCAUAGAAGAACAGCCGGUACGCCAUUGUGUAGAUUUAUGUUAAUUCCAAUGGAAAGAUGUGCACAUACCUGUGCUCUUUAAACCCAUGGUAUUUCUCCUGUGGUUCUCAAUGAUAAAUAGCCACUAUCUCCUCAGCUGAACUGUUAUCUCACUUCUUGCUUGUAGGACCUCACUUUCCACUUCUUGUUGUGUACUUGUUGCAUUUAGUGUGUGUUUGUUCAUUUUUAUAAAGAAUUUUGAGCACAA
Molecule: messenger RNA, 5190 nt
Organism: Sphaerodactylus townsendi
Lineage: Eukaryota; Metazoa; Chordata; Lepidosauria; Squamata; Sphaerodactylidae
Gene: PAXIP1
Product: PAX interacting protein 1
Exons: 21
Coding region: 133-3378 (1081 amino acids)
Biological process (GO): positive regulation of transcription initiation by RNA polymerase II
Cellular component (GO): nucleus
Source: RefSeq, a predicted model, not a curated record